This is a messenger RNA of Schistocerca serialis cubense, 990 nucleotides long. Its product is annotated as putative odorant receptor 85e. The coding region runs from base 1 to 900 and encodes 299 amino acids. The transcript is spliced from 6 exons. Gene Ontology annotation, cellular component: plasma membrane. Gene Ontology annotation, molecular function: olfactory receptor activity; odorant binding. NCBI's taxonomy places the organism in Eukaryota, Metazoa, Arthropoda, Insecta, Orthoptera, Acrididae. The record is from RefSeq and is a predicted model, not a curated record. Gene Ontology annotation, biological process: detection of chemical stimulus involved in sensory perception of smell; sensory perception of smell.
AUGCUGCUGAUGGCGCGCCGCCGCCGCCGCCUGCAGCGCCUCAUGGCGCGCGCCGCCUCCAUCGAGCCGCGCGCCUCAUGCCGCUGGGUGCAGCGCUACGCGCGCGUCGCCGCCGCCUCCAUGGCCGCACAGGUGCUGCUCUGGAUGGCAGGCUGCGUCUGCAUCGGGCCGCACGCGCUGCUGCUGGACAUCUCGUACCCGGUGGACGGCCUGGUGGGGGGCCGCGCCAGGCAGCUGCUGCUGCUGCUGGACCAGGCGGCCGUCGCCUUCAACCACAUGUGCUCGGUGGCCGCCUUCAACAGCAUGUUCGUCCACUUCGUCGUCAUAGCCUGCCAGCACCUGCAGCGCUCCAUCGACGACCUGACAGCCGACACCUGCGACAUCGUCGCCGUGGUGCGCCACCACCAGCAGAUACUCAGGUACAUUAAAGAGCUAGAAGACGUGUACUAUAUUAUCAUGCUUUGGGUUUUCCUUCCAAUGAUGGCGGUCAUGUGUCUCAUCAUGUUUGCCUUACUAACCAUUACAUCAGUGGACAUUGAGUUCCUUGAGAUGCUGGCGUUCUUUCUCAUUUACUUCAUCACCAACGGAGUGAUAUCCAUAUGUGGCAGCAUGCUGACUUCCAAGGCGGAGCGCGUGGUGCUGGCGGCGUACAGCAGCGCGUGGCCGGAGCGCGGCCGGCGCUUCAGCGGGGCGGUGCGCGUCGUCAUGGUGCGCUUCCUGCAGCCCGCCAAGCUCACCGUCGCCAAGUUCGUGCCGCUCUCCAUCAACACCUUCUCCAAGUUGCUGCAGGAGUCGUUCUCCUACCUGAUGGUGAUGCUGAGCCUUGUCAACGAAAAGGACAACGAGACGCAGCCAGCGGCCAUCCUGGAACCUGCCUCUAACCACAGCGCCUACUACUAACUCUCACCUGCUUCACUGCUGCUCAGUUCAGGCUGCCGUUCAACUGCGUUUUAUUGUAACAUGACCUUCAAGAAGAGAAUUAUGCUUUCA